Molecule: messenger RNA, 114 nt
Organism: Cheilinus undulatus (humphead wrasse)
Lineage: Eukaryota; Metazoa; Chordata; Actinopteri; Labriformes; Labridae
Product: caldesmon-like
Exons: 2
Source: RefSeq, a predicted model, not a curated record
GAGAUGAAGAGAGUGAAGGAGGAGGAGAAGAGAGUGAAAGAGGAGAUGGAAAGAUUGAAGAAGGAGGUGAAGGAGGAGGAGAAGAGAGUGAAAGAGGAGAGGGAGAGAUUGAAG